GGGCUCCAGAUUCGCAGCUGUAGGUAGCAGAGGCGGGGGCCUGGGCCUUGUCCUGUGCGUGGGGACCGCUACCUCGCCAUGGCCGCUCCAGGGCGCCUCCUGAUCCGCGGUGGGCGCGUGGUCAACGACGACGCCUCGCAGGUGGCCGACGUGCUGGUGGAGGACGGCGUGGUGCGGGCGCUCGGGCACGACCUGCUGCCGCCCGGGGCCGCGCCCGCGGGGCUGCGGGUCCUCGACGCCGCGGGAAAGCUCGUGCUGCCCGGGGGCAUCGACACGCACACUCACAUGCAGUUCCCCUUCAUGGGCUCGCGGUCGGUGGACGACUUCCACCAGGGCACCAAGGCUGCCCUGGCCGGAGGCACCACCAUGAUCAUCGAUUUUGCCAUUCCUCAGAAAGGAGGCUCCCUGAUCGAGGCCUUCGAGACCUGGCGCGGCUGGGCUGACCCCAAAGUCUGCUGUGACUACAGUCUUCACGUGGCGGUGACGUGGUGGAGUGACCAGGUUAAGGAAGAAAUGAAAAUCCUAACUCAAGAGAAAGGUGUUAAUUCUUUUAAGAUGUUUAUGGCCUAUAAAGACCUGUACAUGGUGGGAGACGUGGAGCUGUAUGCGGCCUUCUCACGGUGCAAGGAAAUUGGAGCCAUUGCUCAGGUCCAUGCAGAGAACGGAGACUUAAUUGCAGAGGGAGCAAAGAAGAUGCUGGCUUUGGGAAUAACAGGCCCUGAAGGCCACGAGCUGUGCCGCCCAGAGGCAGUGGAGGCAGAGGCCACGCUGAGAGCCAUCACCAUUGCCAAUGCUGUGAAUUGCCCCCUGUACAUCGUGCAUGUGAUGAGCAAGUCUGCAGCCAAGGUCAUAGCCGAUGCAAGGAGAGAUGGGAAGGUGGUCUAUGGAGAACCCAUAGCAGCAAGUCUCGGCACUGAUGGCACUCACUAUUGGAAUAAAGAAUGGCACCACGCAGCCCACCAUGUUAUGGGCCCACCCCUGAGACCAGACCCUUCAACGCCCAGCUUCCUCAUGAACCUGCUGGCUAAUGAUGAUCUAACCACAACAGGGACUGACCACUGCACUUUCAACACCUGCCAGAAGGCUCUUGGGAAGGAUGACUUUACUAAGAUUCCCAAUGGCGUGAAUGGUGUUGAGGACCGGAUGUCAGUAAUAUGGGAGAAAGGCGUGCAUAGUGGUAAAAUGGAUGAAAACCAAUUUGUUGCAGUUACCAGCACCAAUGCAGCCAAAAUCUUUAAUCUUUAUCCAAGAAAAGGAAGAAUAGCUGUAGGAUCAGAUGCUGACAUUGUGAUUUGGGACCCAAAAGCCACAAGAACCAUCUCAGCAAAAACUCAUCAUCAAGCUGUCAACUUCAACAUCUUCGAGGGCAUGGUUUGCCAUGGCGUGCCGCUUGUGACUAUUUCAAGAGGCAAAGUGGUGUACGAAGCUGGAGUCUUCAACAUCGCGGCAGGAGAUGGGAAGUUUAUUCCUCGCAAGCCCUUUGCAGAAUAUAUUUACAAACGAAUCAAGCAGAGAGACCAGACUUGCACACCUACCCCAGUGGAGCGUGCACCCUAUAGAGGAGAAGUGAUUUCAUUGGAAUCCAGAGGAACAAAAGAAGACUCCGUGGCUGGGACCAGGAAAGAGGCCCAGGCCUGAGCUGGGUACUGUUGCCAGCCCCGACAAGAUUCUCCAGAGUGGCAUCUGGCUGUAGAAAUAGCAUCUGGCUCUCAAACUCUCCCGCACAACUGUGGGCUCGAACCCGCCUGGCUACUGUCACGACCGGACCGGCAGCAGCCUCAGCAUUGAAGCUGAAGACCUGAACUCCACUGCAAGCAAACGCAGGAACGAGAGUCACAGCGAACGUCUGAUUUGAUUUUACCGUUACCGUGUCGUUUUUAUCAGACUGACCUGCUUGUGCCUUCUCAGGCCCUCCUCGUGGUUCGCCUCACUUUAACAAAGAUGGAUCUUCUUGACUCACGCUUAGGCAUCGCCUUGUUCUGUUCACAGCACACACGUUGACCACAGCCUCUUUUUACCUGGGCACCAGUAAGACUUGAAACACUCAGCUGGGGCCCACUCACACUAAUACUAUCCGAAUACUACUAAUAACGAAGAUCACUGCAUGUUUUCUUUCCAGGGUGAAUUUGCACAUCUUCUGGAAGAACUCUCUUCCAUACCUGCACCAUUCACAGGCAGCAUGGAUUGGCCCGGCCUGGGCAUAGCAGCUGGUCCUGUUCCUCACCUGAGGUGCAUACCCCCAUUUUCGCCUUUCCACAAAGCACCAUAUUGACGCUAGAUUAGUACCUGUCCCUCAGAAGGCCCUAGUGGCUCAGCUCCAUGUAUUGCUGAGGUCGUCAGUCUGGCGCCUUCCUCAAUGACUAGCCUGGGAAAGAUAUUCUCUAAAGGGCUGAUUCUGCAUAAGCCAUGUGGGUGAUUCUUGUAGAGGAACAUCCUUGUCAUUUCUUCAUUGUACUGGGAGGAAUUGUGUCCACCACCUCACACCCCCAAGAAAAAGAUAUAUUCAAGCCCUAGAUCCCCAUACUUGUGAACAUAAUUAGCCUUUCAUAUAAGUCAGGGUCAGGUUUUAUAAGUCAUGUAGAGAUGAUUUGAAGGAUAUAGGCAGGUGUGCAUAGGUUAAGUGUAAAUGUUACACCAUUUUAUGUAAGGGACUUGUGCUUCUGUGGAAUUCGGUAUCCACAGGAGGGCUGGAACCAAUCUCUCCUGGAUGCUGAGGGAUAACCACAUAACCUGAUUCGGGAAAUAGGGUUCUUGCACAUGUAAUCAACUUACAAUGAGGUCAUACUGGAUUAGGGCGGGCUCCAAUCCAGUAGCUGUUGUUCUCAAAAGAAGAGAGAAUUUGGACACAGAGGGGAGCCUGUCACGGGAAGACAAAGGCAGAGAUUGGAGUCAGACUGCCCAUCAAGCAAGGAGUGCCAAGGAUUGCCAACAGCGCCCAGUGGUGGAGGAGACCAGGGAGGAUUUUCCCUGGAGAUUUCAGAGGGAGUGUGGCCCUGCUGGCACCUUGAAUUUAUUUCCUGCCUUCAGAAAGGCAACAGCAUACAUUCUGUUGUGUUAAGCCAGUCAGUGUGGGGUUAUUCGUUACAGCACACCUAAGACCAAAUACACUCACCAACUGGAUCACUAGGUAGAGGUGAGUGGUUAGAGUUCUCCAGAGCCUCCUAACUUCAAGACCCAACUCCCUCGGGAUAAAGGGGAUUUGCCCAGCUUGUUCUUUGGGUGAUAACACUUUCUGUGCUUUUGAAUGUGAGAAAAAAAUCUUAGAGAUUUCCUCAUCUUCCAAAACUGCUCAGUAAUCAAAUAACAAAAGACACAAUUCAUUAGACAAUAUUUGAAUCAUUGCCUAAAUGUGUGCAGGUCCUGGGUAUGAAUGCCUGAUAUUCUGGUGCGGGGCUACCUGAAAGCUUCCCCACUCAGUGCUGUAAACCAUUGGACCUCCCCUCCCAUGCCCAUCCACUGAUGUGAGCACCCCAGGUUGGCUCAUGAACCUGCAAGGGCCACAGGAAAUUUGGGGAUUGGCUGUGAAAAGUAUUGAGAAUUGUAAAUUCUGCCCUUGCAAAAGGCUCUGAACACAAUGGUUUUAAUUUGGGGAGGCCAGCGCUGUGGUGUAGUAGGCUAAGCCUCUGCCUGUGGCACCAGCAUCCCACAUGGGUGCUGGUUCUAGUUCCAAAAGUUCCCCUUCCCAUCCAGCUCUGUGUUAAUGUAUCUGUGAAAGCACAGAUGGCCUGCAUCCACAUGGGAGACCAGAAGAAGCUCCUGGCUCCUGGCUUUGGAUUGGCCCAGCUCCAGCCAUUUCAGCCAUUAGGGAGUGAACCGGGGGGAUGGAAGGUGUCUCUCUCUCUCUCUCUCUCUCUCUUUCUCUCUCUCUAACUCUGCCUUUCAAAUAAAUAGAUAAACCUUAAAAAGAUUAAUACCCAAACUUAAUUCUACCAUCUAAAGAUAAGAUGCAUUGUGAUAACUGAUCUGAGUGUCUGGUUGCUCUGGGAAAAUUCAGCAGAUCUGUAGGAAACCAAGAACUGGCUCCCUGUCGGAGGGGGCAUGCACAGUCUGGCUUGCCCCUGUCCACCUGCUUAGCACCACUAAUUUGUGGUUAUCUCCCUGUCCCUGCAAGUCCUGGAGUUUGCAAGCCCUGGGAUAGGGGAAGAGAAGCAGAGGCCUGGACUCACAGGGUGGCGGUCGGGAUUAUAAAUUACAGAGUACUGGGAAGUGAGCAAAAGAACAUGGAACAAGAAAGAUCAGACAGCCGAGGUCACAGAAGCAAAAGGUCUUGUCCAAAAAUCCAGGGACCAGGUAUUCAUCUAUUUUUAGAUAAAGUAACAGGAUGUGGGCACCAAAAAAGAGUGGUCAGUUCCCCAACACAGCACAAUGGUGAUGACUUAGGCACAACAUCCUCUU
Molecule: messenger RNA, 4395 nt
Organism: Oryctolagus cuniculus (rabbit)
Lineage: Eukaryota; Metazoa; Chordata; Mammalia; Lagomorpha; Leporidae
Gene: DPYS
Product: dihydropyrimidinase
Biological process (GO): pyrimidine nucleobase catabolic process
Cellular component (GO): cytosol; cytoplasm
Molecular function (GO): dihydropyrimidinase activity
Source: RefSeq, a predicted model, not a curated record